AUGGCUACUCGCCAAAGAACAACAGCGCCUCAGACAACAACAACAACAACUAAUUCUAUUUCUGGGUUUUUAAAAACGGAAAAUAUAUUUCUAUUUGUUCCAAACAUCAUAGGCUAUGUUCGGGUGUUUCUUUCAAUCGCAUCCUUCUAUUUUAUGCCAACACAUCCUAAAGUAACAUUAGUAUGUUAUUUAACAAGUCAAUUUCUUGAUGCUCUGGAUGGACAUGCAGCUCGUGCUUUAGGCCAAAGUACGCAAUUUGGUGCUAUGUUUGAUAUGUUAACUGAUCGUUGUUCGACAAUGUGUUUAUGUUUUGUAUUGGCUAUGUUUUAUCCAAAAUGGGCAUUAUUUUUCCAAUUAUGGGCUGCCAUUGAUGUUGCGAGCCAUUGGCUUCAUUUACAUGUGGCAACAAUGCAAGGCAAAACUCAUAAAAAGAUCGAUCUUUCAGGAAAUCCUGUUCUUCGUAUUUAUUAUACAUCAAGGAAGGUUCUUUUCUUCAUGUGCGCUGGCAAUGAACUUUGGUUUUCAAUGCUAUACAUGUUACAUUUUACCGAAGGUCCAUCAUUAAUUGUUGUUGAUAACUAUGUUGUUGGUUUAUUUCGUACAAUAUUAUAUUUGACGACACCUGUUAUGAUUGGUAAACAGAUCAUCAGUUUUAUACAUUUAUAUACAGCAGCAUUAAAUAUGGCCGCAAUCGACGAAGAUGAACGAGCAAAAGCGAAGUUAAAGUAG
Messenger RNA from Didymodactylos carnosus, 729 nucleotides. NCBI's taxonomy places the organism in Eukaryota, Metazoa, Rotifera, Eurotatoria, Philodinida, Philodinidae. The record is from the annotation of a GenBank genome assembly.